UUUUGUACCACUGAUGGUUGGUUUGAGGUAAAACAUAGAAUAAAGAAUGCUUUUAGAUAGAUAUCUAUAUUGUGGUUUUCAAUUGCCUGUGUUUUUCUCAUCUACUGUUUUAACUUCAUAUUUAUGUUGUCAAUUUUCUAAUAUUGGCGUGAUGUUUUACAACUAAUUCAGCGAUCAAAAGAGCAAAAUUUACUCCGAUCUUUUCAGUUUUUGUUCAAUUUUAUGGUAUGACUCUAAGUCAAGUUUAAGCACGAAACCCGCCGUAAACUUGAAAGCCCUGAAACACCGCAAGAGCCAUUUGAAUCACUGAACACUCGUUGUCAUGUCAUUUCUGACAUAGAUAGUAUCAAAGAGCUACCUAACGAAUAUUUAGGACUGGAGCCAAUUUUGGAAUCCGGAUAUAAUUUGGAAUCAGCGCAGUUAUCUGGAGAGCUCCAACUAAUCGGUCACACCGAGGAAUUCAAGGAGUCCCGAACAGUCCAGGAGCUAGUGAGAUCCGAGGGUCUCCAAAGAACCCAAGAAUCCAACAUCAAAGCUCCAUAUUUGAACGGCAAUCAUUUGCCCAAUACCCAACCCGCCGAUAAUUCAAUCACGGACACCCCAAUAAGCAACGGGUAUCUAAAAGAAGAACUCAACACUUCAAACCCAAAACUGACGUCAAUAACUGAAAGCAAAACUAUGGAAAAUUCCAAGUCAGCAGUGAAAGCGCAACAUCCAUAUAUGAACGGGGGUGUGAACGGAUCAACCGGAUCAGACCCUGUCGAUUACCACAAUGCGUCAAAUGGCCGAAAGAUAGAUCUCAAUGGCAGCAGUAACGGGUAUAAGGUAGACCUAAACAUAGCUGACAGACCAAAAGGAAACACGGUAGAUGCGCAUCAGUGGGAUAUUGAUCAGAGGGAUGACAAGAUCAAGAGACUGGGGCGGAAAGUGGAGGAGGUGAGGGGGGAGAAUGUGCGACUGACCUUCGGGGAGGCCACUCGCAAGCCCAUCAGGACCAGUCAGGACAUGGAGCUGCAGAACAGGAACGAGCAUAUCAGCAAACUACAACAGGACCUCGCUUUCCAGAAACAAGACGAGACCAACAAGGUCAAAAAAGUGCAGGACAAAGCUGCCAUCAAACAGAGUGAGUUGCAGUCCCAACUGGAGAGAGUGCAGCGGGAGAGACAGGAGAGUGAAGGGAGGUGGAAGCAGAAGCUGGACAUCACCUCCAAGAACCUCACUGCCAAACAGCACCAGCUGGAUCUGGACAACAAACGGUUGAAAGAAGAAAUCCAACUGGCUAAAAAAGAGACCCUCGAAGCCGUUCAGUUGAAGGAACUUGAGCUGAAAGAACUAAAACAACUCCAGCAGGAGCAACUCGAAAGUCUAAGCACCGAAUUCGAAGUAGCCAAAAGCAACUUCGCUUCAAAUACCGAGCAUGAAGCAGGUCAGAGGAUCGAAAACUUGAAAGCCGAAAGCAAAACGUUACUAGCGGAAGCCAGAAAAAGACAAGCAACAAUCGAGACUGAAAAAACUGCAAUCGAGAAAAAUCUGAACUCCCGCGUGAUUAAACUAGACGAAAUGCUGAUGAAGAAAAACAGAGAAACUGAACAACUUUUGAGAGAUUUGGACCAAAAGCGAGAAAUUUUAGAAGAACAGCAUCGAUUGCUGAACAAAACCCAGACUGAUUUCUACAACGCAAAUCAAAGUCGCGCGGAAGAAUUCGAGGCAAAAUUAAGUUUUGAAAGGCAGAAGAAAGCUGAAGAUUUGGAGGCGGCCAGGGAAAACUUCGUGAACAUAAUUGUCAGCAAAGAUGAACUUAUUUCAAAAUUUGAGGCCGAAAUUUUGAGUGUAAGGGUGGAAAAGGAGAACAAUGAGAAAAAACUAACAGACGAAGUCGAACAGUUGUCCUCAAAACUAGACCAAGUUCGAGAAGAACGAAAAACGGAAGUUGAAUUGAUCAAAAAACAAAACUCAGAGCAGUAUGAAAACAUGAGAAUCGAUCUGAUCAAACAAAUUGAUAGCUUUAAACACGAACUAGAACAGACAAAACAGUAUGCCGAAAAGGAAGAAAAAUCCCACUCGGCCGAAAUACAGUUAAUGACCGAUACUCACAAAUCGCAAUUGGAUAUUCUGAAACAAAGCAUGUCAAAGGAAAUAGACAUUUUGAAACAACAGAAUGUUAGAGAACGAACAGAAUUAGAACAGCAUUAUCAACAAAAAGUAGAUCAAAUUUACAAGGAAAAAAUGGAGUCUGAAAAAGUCAAAGAAGCUAGCCAGGCCGAAUUAGAAAAACUUACAGUUUCGAAGAAUAUGUUUGAAAAUAUGAAAAAUAUCGAAAUAAAGGGGCUAAAAGACCAACUUGAAACUAUAAAACGUGAAAGAACGGAAUCUGAAGCAGAAUUUACUCGAAACCUGAAUGAAAGAAUCCAACAGAAGGACAAAAUCUUGGCCGAAUUGAAAUCCGAAAACGAGAAAAGUGUAGCGCUGCUCCAAAAAAGUUUGGAAGAACAAAAAUCAGAGUUCGAAAAAAAGCAGUUUGAAAUGGAGCAGGUUGUAAAACAGGUGAAAUUGGAGUUAGAAUCUGUAAAAGCCGAAAGCGACACUAUUUGUAAGCAAAAAGAGCGACAAAUCGAAAAAAUGGAUAUCGACUCGAAAUUAAAACUGGAAACGGUCGAAAAUGCUCACAAAACUGAAGUCGAAGAUUUUAAAGUUAAAUUAGCCCAGCUUGAAGAAAUGUUGAAUCAUGCUCAAAAAAUGUCCGACGCUGAAAUUUUGAAGUUGAAGACUGAGUAUGAAGCUACAAAGCAAAAAUUGACCGAAGAAAAGAACUUCCUGAUCGAAAAAUACAGCCAAGAAGUUGACGAACUCAACCGAAAUCAUUUCGAUAUUGUUAGAGAUUUACACCAAAAAUACGACGAAGAUUUAACUAAGCAAAGAAAUGAAAUUCACGACCGAGAUUUGAAAAUUAAAGAUCUUGAAGAGCAUGUUCGCAUUCAAGACGAAAACCUAGCCGUACACGAGCGAAAUUCAAAGUGCGAAGUAGAAAUUUUGGAAUCGAGGAAAAAAAGAGAAGUUAACAGUCUGCUGGAGGAAAUUGCGACUAAAAACAAACAUAUAGACCUAAUCACAACACUACACCAAUCUGAGUUGAAGCAAAAAAGUGAAAAAUUCAAACUUGAAACUGAAAGCUUAAAAGAGGAAAUCGCUAAUCUGGAGCUGGAAAGUCUGAAUAAACUGGGCGAAAUAACCCAAAAACACAUUGCAGAACUGAAUUCGAAAGAUGAAAGUAUAGCUCAGCUGAAGUUGAUGAUGAAAGAAGUGAACAGCGAAAAGGAGCGUGAAAUAUCUGCAUGGAGUGUGAAAUUUAUGAUGCAGCGUGAAGAAUGGUGUGCGAACGUGAAUGAACUGAAUCAUCAGCACUUAAUCGAUCUCAAGGUGAAACAGGAGGAGAUUGAGGGUCUGAACGAGAGAGUGAAGGAGAUGAUGACGUCACACGAUGAGGAGGUGGAGAGACUGAACAAAGUGGUGGAACACUACAGGGAGGACUUCGAACAGGAGAAACAAGACAUGGACAGAUUCCGAGAAGACCUGCGAGAAGAAAAAGCGACCGAAAUGAGACGUCUCACUGACCACAUUGCAGAUCUAAACGACCAGAAAACUUCUCUGCGUGAAGAGAUGCUCAACUUGGAAAACCAGCUGGAGGAGAAGUUCUUCCAGGAGAUGACAGUGCUGAAGAGUAACUUCAACGGUGCCAGGGUGGAGUUGGAGCAGAGGAUAGAUGAGGGACAGGUGGCACUCCAGAACAUGACUCACGAGAGGGACAUGCACAUUCAGGAGGGUGUGAACAAAGACAAACGCAUAAGCGUCCUGGAAGGCGACUUAGCUCGACUGAAACAAGACCUCGAAAACAAGAUCAACGAGAUGAGCAGAGAAGUUGCGAGACUGAACGAGGAAAAACGGGUCUUGUUCGAACAACACCAAAAAGCGAUGGAUGAUUUGUUGGAAGAAAAGCGUCAGAUGGAAAUUGCAAAAGACAAAGAACUUCAGGAAACAAAAAUAAAAAUGACCGAGGAGAUGAAAAAAAUGAAAGCGGAACUGACUGCAAAAAUAAACCAACUUGAAGAAACAAGAGCAAGUUUGGACCUCGAAAUCAAAGAUUUGAAGCAGAAAUUCACUGCGAUGGUUGAAGAAAAAGAUAACGAGUUGGCUAAGUUUACAAAACAAAUUAACGAAAAACAUCAAAAUGAAAUGAACAAUUUGAACAAACAGCACUCCGAAAUUUUGAACAAAAAAGAUGCGGCAAUUGAAUUGUUGAACGAAGAUAUGAAAGGGCAAAAAACUGAAUUCGAAGAGCAUUUGUCGAUACAGAAAUUGAAUUUUGAAAAAGUUAUGAAGGAAAAUCAAGAUUUCAUUGAAACUCUACAAGAGAAACAUAGCCUUGUGUGCAAAGACAACGAAGAACAUAUUGAAAGUCUCAAAGUAAACCUUCAAGAAAAAGAGGAAAACUAUGGAAAACUGUUAAAUGAACACGAAGCAGAGCUAAAAACUAAGGUUGAUCAAAUUAAGACCUUGGAAAUAAAUUUGAACCAAACAGUUGAAAAGUUGACGGCUGCUGAGACAAAAGCGAAAAUGGCGGAAUCGAAGCAAGAAGAAUUGAGAAAUAUCGAAGAGCAGUUGAAAGCUAAACAUGUGGAGAUUGGAAAAUUGUCGGCGUCUAUUAAGAGCAUGCAACUUUCUGAGAAAGACCAUUUGAGCAGAUUGGACGAACAGGAGAAGCAACUUGUGAGUGUGAACUCAAAAGCGAGUGGAUUAGAGAGCCAGCUGAGAGAAGCUGAAGGUCAACUGAAGUCGAUGAAGAAGACUGUCGAGGCACUCCAGACUGACAUUGGGGUCAAGGACGCCAAAAUAGGGGAGAGCCACCAACUAGCCCAACAGGAGAGAUACACGCGAGAGGCGAAGGAGAAGAAGGUGGAGGAGCUGAGCACUAAGGUGACCUUGUUGACCUCUGACCUGAAGAAGAAGGAGGACUACGCGUCCGUGCUGCAGAAAAAAGUGGACGACUUGUCCCACGCUGGUGCCAGCCUUCCUCCCACCGGCUCCAGAAGAUCUUCAGCAGUGGGCGCUUCCCCAAGUUCGACCUACUCUUCGGCAUCUUCAUCCUUAACCCCCAUUGGUCAGUCUCCUUCCGCUACCAAAUGGGCCAACCUGAAAAGUGAGGUGAAAACGAAGUCAGCGGUACUAAACAAAUCAACAACUGGGGGAAUAUGAUCAGCUCAAAGCCAAAAUCAGCGUCACUUGGACUGAUUUUAAGAAUGAAUUUUUUGCUCAUCAAUCUUCAAGCAAUUACUACUAAUUUCUUUUUUUGUACCCUCUUUCGUGUGAAUUCAAAUUAAAUCUUAAUCAGCG
Messenger RNA from Symsagittifera roscoffensis, 5388 nucleotides. RefSeq names its product golgin subfamily A member 4-like. Lineage: Eukaryota; Metazoa; Xenacoelomorpha; Acoela; Convolutidae. The record is from RefSeq and is a predicted model, not a curated record. The coding region runs from base 679 to 5250 and encodes 1523 amino acids. The transcript has 13 exons.